UAUCCAACACUGCAUCAGAUGGCAUUAGACUAUCUCUCCAUCCCAGCAGUUGAAUGUGUCUUCUUGCAGGGCCAGCAGCUCCUUCAUUUUACUUGCAACUGGCUCACACCAUCAACAAUUGGUGCUUUUCUCUGCCUCGGAGCCUGGGGCAGAAGUGAUCUUCUGAUGAUGGAAGACCUUCUAGCCUCUGUAAAGAGUCGAAAACGGAAGUGA
Messenger RNA from Suillus paluster, 213 nucleotides. RefSeq lists its product as uncharacterized. The record is from RefSeq and is a predicted model, not a curated record. Lineage: Eukaryota; Fungi; Basidiomycota; Agaricomycetes; Boletales; Suillaceae. The transcript has 2 exons. The annotation marks the transcript as partial.